Notechis scutatus (mainland tiger snake) is the source of this 7155-nucleotide messenger RNA. The record is from RefSeq and is a predicted model, not a curated record. NCBI's taxonomy places the organism in Eukaryota, Metazoa, Chordata, Lepidosauria, Squamata, Elapidae.
AACAAAGGCAGGAGUGUUGGUCCCGGUGUCAAUUUUCGGCUCUUGGUUCUUUAAACCAUGUGCGUUUGGCUGCCAGCCCCCGGAGGAACUGCAUACAAAUAUUGACAGAACACAGUGGCAUUUGUUAAGCUGGAACUUGGGAAGUGAGCGAUUAAAACUCUAGAGGAAGAUCUUAGCACUUCAGACCUUCCCUUCUCUCUCCCCCUCUCCCCUCCACCCCUCAUCUUCACAGCUUUCACAGAGUGAAAGUGAAAAUGCUGAGCUUAGCCAAACAGGAGCGGUGACCUUUUCUUCUGACUUGCUCUAGUGAAAAUUGCGAAUACUUGGCAUUUCCAAAAAAGAACAUUAUGGAUAAAAAGCAGCAACUAGUAAAAAAGGAGUUUGGGAAGAGAUUCUCUCUGGAUAGCAGACUCAUGGAGUACAUGGACUCAAAUAAAUACAUAGAUUACUUGCUAAAUCAACUGGAACAACAGCGCUGGAAGUUGUGGAAGGAAAAGUUGUCUGUGGCUCGGCUACAGCAAGAAGUUGCCCGCAGUAAGAGUGACGGAACAAUGCGUGAAAAGCUGGUACAUGAGUUGGAGGAAGAGCGACAUUUGAGAUUUGAAAGUGAAAAAAGACUACAAGAAAUGACCCUGGAAUCUGAGCGCCACAGGGUUCAAAUGUGUGGACUGCAACAGCAGUUUUCAAGAAUGGAAGAAACAGUGAGGAACCUGCUACAAAGUCAAGGAUUAUCUGAGCCCAAUGGAGAAGAAUCCGUGCCCAUAUUAAAAUCAUAUCAGGAAACAUUAAUGCAAGAGGGCAAGCAGUGCAAAACAGGAGUGGAAGACAUUUGCAUGUCAGAUAAACAUUCAAGGAGUGAAAACAACAGCAGCGAAGAGGAAAGAGACAAAACAAAAUUACUCUUGGAACGGCUGAAGGCUCUGGAGGCAGAGAAUUCCGCACUGGCUAUGGAAAAUAAAAAUCAGAGAGAGCAGUAUGAAAGAUGUCUUGAUGAGGUAGCCAACCAGGUUGUACAAGCGCUGCUUACUCAGAAGGAUUUGAGAGAGGAAUGCUUGAAGUUAAAAACAAGAGUUUUUGACCUGGAACAACAAAACCAAACACUAAAUGUGCUAUUCCAGCAAAGAAUGAAACCAACAUCUAGCGUACUGUUUCAGGAAUGCCAGCAGAAUAUGAAAUCUGGAAUUCCUGCCUUGAAAUGCCAGAAUCAGUUAAAUGGGAUUGGACCUCACCAAGUUUAUCCUCGAAGCAGUUGCAGCAGCAGUGAACUCUCCUUGUCUAGUGCCUGCAGUGAAUAUUCCAGCAGUUCCUCCUGGAACGAUGGGAAAGCAUGCAAGAAAAAGUCAGUAAGCUGGGAUAAAAGGAUAAGUAUAGGCUCCAGCCCUGCCGAUGACGUACCUCCAACUCGUAUCAAGGAAAACCACAUUUUGGACGGGCUGAAGAAGCUGCAAAAGCAAAAAAAACCAUUAGAACCUCCUUCGGUUAUAUCCAAAUGGGGCUAUAAAGAUUGCAUGGAUUCUAACGAAGGAAUCUAUUCUCCUGGAAUUAAGUAUGGCGCUCAUAAAGAACAGGCCAGUAGCAGGCCUGAGAUGGAGGCAGCUUGCCUAGAUCACCCAAAAACCUUUGUGUAUGAUUCUGAUUCCCACGAGGAUGUGGAUGAUGAUUCUUCAUCUUUAGCACUACUGCAUGAAGUACCAAGGAAAAACUGUUGGCACUACUGUAAUAAGUUAACUCACAGUGUUUCUGACAGCUUAUUUGGCUGGGAACCCGAUAGAAAGCAUUUAUCAGAAAUAAGGUCUUACUUUAAUUCAAAGGAAAAACCCGAAAAACUGACUAGUUUUGUCAAUGGAUUUCAGUUGGGUGCAAAAUCAUGCAGGGAUAUGAAGCUGCCUGUGCUGCAGAUAGAUAAAAGCCUUUCCAGCGUAAGCUGGAGAGACCUUAAUUUACACCUUUCAGAUACUGAUGACAAUGAAAUCCUUGAUGAAUUACAUGUAGAGAGCAGCGACGAGAAAAACCCGUCGCCGUAUUUGUCAUUAGCACCCUUUGCAGAAAAGAACGCCGAGAGCUGUGGUGUGCUUGGGGAGAAAGAAAACAUUCAGCUGGCAUCUUCUGAAAAACAAGCCCCUCCCUCAGACAUCAGGACAAAAGCAUGUAAUUUUAUCAAGCAGCAAAAAAUUAUAAAGAAGACUUCUUCAGAAGAAUGUAUUACUGUAAUAUUCGAUGCUGAAGAUGGCAAACCUAUUGAAUUUAAUUCACAUCAGGCUGGAAUUGUUACUGUAACUAGAAAUGAAAUUUCCAUUCACCAGCCUUGCGAUGCAGAAAAUACUACGUGUUUAUCUCAGGGAGUAUCUAAUUUGCAGAAAGCAAUAGAUGCUAAAAGCUGCCAUGUUAUGCAAAUACCCAUUAAUAAAGCAGAGAGAAAAACUCCCCCAAAUGAUUUCAAGGACGACUGUGCAAAUGUCCCUACUCCCCAUGUCAGAGAUUGUCCCAUACAUUUUGGAAAACCACUGUGUCAAAAUAUCUCUCAACAAAAAUUAACCAAGCCCGCAUGCAGUAUUUCUUCUAAUUUGAGCUCCCCGUCUUGUAUCCAGGGAGGUAAUAAUCAAAAACACAGGUUAACAAGAGUAUCCAGCAGAGACAAGUUUUUACCACAGACAGCAAAAGCGGCCAUGCCUGAAAACUGUCCUUUAGUCUCUUCCCCUUGCUUUAAGACCUUGGAUAAAGGUCCACUCUCCCCUGCAAAAUGGUCAAGAAACAAAAAGAUGCCGAAUCCAAAUCAGAAUUCAAAAGUAGGCUUGAAUAACUGCAAGAUGUUAGCCUAUCCAGAAACUAAGAAUUUGCUCUCGGAAUCAACUGCCCUCCCUCAGCAUCUUCUGGAGCCUGUCCAUAGUGAAGAGAAACCAACCAGAGAUGUCCAUUGUGAGAGGCCACCAGUGGAGGCCAGAUCUCCUCCCCCUCCCCUUCCUCCUGGCAGAUCAGCUUCAGUCUUAAUUAGACCACAUUAUGAACAUUCACCCCCUGCUCUUGACCAACCAGGAGCAGGUUUUCUUAGCGAUACAAGAAAAGAUGUUCAGUUGUCGCCACAGAAAGGAACUUCACUGUCUGUUUGUCACAAUGUCGCUCUUCAUGCAACAAAAACUGAUAAACUGCCUGCCACACCUCAAGUUGAAUUCAACCACUUUCAGGACAAGGGAGACGGCAAAUGCAUGUCAGAAAAAUCCCCUGUCACAAGCCAAGUGUCUUCCAAGAUUUUCACCAAGAAAAUUUGUCCACCAAAUUUGAACUUGCCCAUGUUUUACAGCAACCAAGAACUGUAUAAUUCCAAAGCUGUCCCUACAACUUUCACAACACAAGAUACCAGCUCCCUGUCUCAGGAGACUGCUGUACCUCAGAAACCAAAGUUUCCUGAGAGUUUCUCCACUUCACUGGAGCAUCACAUAAGUACGGUUGGGGAACAGAGUGUUCUGCCUCAAAUUAACCCUUCUCCAGUUCCAUUGUUAUCUCAGGUCAGGGAUGAUGGAAACUUGUCUGGCAAGGUCCUGAAACCCCAUCUGUCUGUGGGACUGAAAUUAUUCAUAACAUCUCCCCGCUUUGUCAGAAAGAGUUCCACUGUGCCAGGAAAGCAGGAAAAAGACUGUAUGAAUGCAGCCUCUAAAUGCAGCGUGAAUUCAGAUAAACAGAGGCAAGGUGAAUCUUCACCUCAAACCACUAUAGACCUAAUGGACCCUGACGAAUGGAGCCCAGAGCCCCAAAUAAAGGAAAGUUUCUCAAAGAAAACCAAAAUGGACCCAGCUUUCCCUAUUUCCCCUGAAACUUGCAAUUUGAUAGAGCCGGACAGAUUUGAAAACAAAUCUGUUAAAAGAUCCAUUUCUUCUAGUAAUAAAGCAUACCUGAAGCCAGCUCUUGGUAUGACUGGAGCCAAGGCCCGUAGUCAGAGUUUCAGUAUUUAUACUGAAGAACUAUUGCAUGCACCUUCCCCAGAACGGUUGGGAAAAGUGAGAACACAGAUUAUAACAAAUACAUCAGAACGAGGGAAUUCUUUAACCCGGCAAAACUCGACAGGGGAGGGAUUACAAAUGAAGUUUGUUUCCGAAUCGGCUGGGACAGCAGAGGCGGCUCCUGCGGUUUCUUGCACUCGGCCAGGCGCUUGUGCAAAAGUGAGUGGUUCCAGUAGUCAGACGAGCAACCCAAGCAAGCUGCCCUUUCGAACGUCUCCGAAAGGAGAUCUGUGCACCAGUGUUUUGAAAAGGGGGAUCCACAAAUCAGCAUCCCAGAGUGAAGUUCCAGAUACACCUGGCCAAGAUGAAGAAAGCAGUGACAUUUCCAAGAGUCAGUCAGCAAUGGAAAAAAGUGUUACCCAAACAGAAAUCAACCAAACCACUGUUUCCCCAGGCCAAAUUUUCCCAUUUCAGAAAAACAUGGACAGGAUUGAGCGUCAUCAUAAAACCGAAGGAAGCAAGGCAGCAUUGCCAGAAACCUGUUUAAGUGGUCCCGAAACCUCUGGAAAGGCUUCGCUUUCAAUCAUCUCACAUCCUACAAUAGAAGAAAAAGUGAUGUUGUGCAUCCAAGAGAACAUGCAGAAAGGACAAGGGCAAAACCCAUCUGGCCCUGAGAUGAAACCAAAAAAUGGGGGCCCUUCUCUUGCCAGCUGGUUUGGUUUCCGCAAAAGUAAACUCCCAGCCCUGAACAGCCGAAAAACGGAUACCUCAAAAGUCAAAAUGGAAAAGAAAGAGACGAAAAAUUCCGCUUUUGGAAGUAAGCAAGCAAAAUCCGAAAAAAGGAAAGACAAAAAGAAAAGCGAGCAACCCUGUGAAGCUGAAAACGAGCUGAACAGGAAAACUUCUGUCCUUUUAGAUGGUGCUCCCAAAGGAAAAAAAUUGGCAAAAGCUGUACAUGGUAACCCAAGCCAAGCAAGAUCCGAACAGAAAAGCAGCCCUACUGCCACCUACUCAGGAAAAGACAACUUCAUGAAAGAGCUUUUACACAGAGUUGAUAAGAAGGCAGCCCAGCAGACAGAAAGUGGAUCAAAAAAUGUUUCCUACAGGAGCGUGUCGAAGAGCAUAUCCCAGGGUUUCCCUCUUCCCAGCAACUCUGUCAAUACUCAGAGAAACCAGAAGAAAAACAGCAAAACAAAGGUUGAUAUAGAAAUACCAAACGAGGUCUUGGUCAAGGUAGUGAGAGAAAACUUUCAAGAGGAUGUAGAAGAUAACCUCCCAGAUUCAAGAAAUCAAAGCCAUUUAAUAGAAUCCUGCUGCCAAAUGAGAACCUUGGACAGUGGAAUAGGAACCUUUCCUCUUCCGGACUCAGGAAACCGUUCGACGGGCCGACACGUUUCUAAACAAGGACUGGAUUUAGAAAAUGAAGAUUUCACGUCACCCAAGCAACCUUUUCCUCAGGCUCCAUCUGAGAAAGCCCAAACCCUAGAACGUGAAGUGCCUUCAACAACUAAUAAAAGCCCGGGAUCUGUCGAGAGUGUAAUUUCUCAUUCGGCAUCAGAUCCCAUGAUGGCUGAUAGAGGUGUGCAGGCUUUGAAGAGUCAUCUUCCAAAAGCAGCUUCUUCAGGAGUAACAAGUCCUAUGGAAAACAACAGUCAAGAAUCAAAUUGUUUGGCUUCAGGAUCAUUAGAUGAUUUAGAGAAAGAAAAAAGUAGCAACGUAAAGAUGUUUCCAGACUGGAGCAGCAAGAAUGUUAUCAAAGCCAAGGACAGGGCACUGAGGGUGUGCACUUACUCUGCUAGCAGUAGCAGUGAUACCGAAAUGGAGCUAGAGCAUGAAACAAAUGGUUUUGGAACUGGAGGGGAAAUGUUGGUAGAUUUAAUGAAGAACAACAAACAAGAAAUUGAAGCAACCUGAGGAAAUGAAACAAGAUUCUCAAAAAAAAGGAUGUCUAAAGUUUGCUUUGAACUCUCAUUAAAUUUAAUAGCAACCGAUAUAUUUUGUUGGGUAGGGGGAGAACAGUGAAAACAAAGUUGAAGGACAAGAAGAAAAUGGAAAUAAUGAAGAAAUGUCUCUACAUAGUUCUUGAGAUAGAGAACACACAGAACCUUUGACAGUUUCUUUGUAUGAUAUCUUCUCAUGCAGUGCAAGCUCAUACAAUGUUUAAAGAUAUUCAAUAGCGACAAAGCACUUAAUGGAAGAACUAAAUAAGAUCAGUAAAUAUAUUGAGAGUUGCUAAGACUCACCAUAGCAUCUAUCUUGGUGUGAUCAAACAAUGAAGAGAGGAGACUGCAUCCUUGUGAAAAGAAAGAAAACACAAUACCUGUAACAGUUGUAACUUUUAAAGUCUUAAUUUGCACUUUCAUGAAUUAUAUUGUACAGAAGUUGUAAAAAUAUUCUUUGACAAAGAAAAAUAUAUUUGUAGAAAAACAUGAUAGCAAUAAACACUAAUUUGUGCCAUGCUUCUGAAUGGCACAUUACUAACUUUAAAUACUGGUCUUAAUAUUAACAAAAUUAGGGAUCAUUUUUAUAAAAUAAAGUUUUAUAAGCAUUCUAGUCUUAAAAUUGUAUGCAGCUGAAUUGCUUUGUUUGCCAAAAUUGAAUUUGCCAAAUUACAUUAAAACCACUUGGAUUACAUUAUACAACAUAAAAAUGCUGUUUUAAACUAAGGUUUAUUCUGAGUUCAAACAUUUCCAAAAGAUACUCCAUCUGUAGUCUUCUGUCAUUGUUAUAUCUUAUGCUAAUUUAACAUGUUUUCAUAUUUUAUCUUAAUGUUAUUUCAGAAUCAUGGAGAAAAGGCCAUUUAGAUUUGUAAUUUACAUGUUAAAUUUUUGUAAUAAGGAAAAAAUGGUGCUAGCAAAGAAAUUUGUGAAGUUUUUUUUCCUACAAAGACUGUUUAUAUGUGAGGGAAAUGUCUAUUUCAAAGGUGGAGUGUUAUUUUUUCUAGAUGUGGAGUAUUUAUAACAACUUUUGUACAGCAACCUGUAAUCUAGCUAUGUUUGUGAUACUUAGUCAUUUUACUUCAUUUAUAGCAAAUUCCUAUUCAUUUUUCCUCGAAGUAUGAUGUACUAUCAGUGUUAUUAAAAUCUUUGUGCAAUGUUACAUUUUAUGUUGUUUUCAAAUAUACAGUACUGUCAGGGUGGACUUCAUUCUCUCAGACUUUUAUAAAAUUUAUUCUGGAAUUUAUUUCUGAAUAAAAGUCAAAUCACAUCUGGAUAUUCAA